UUUCCACCAGGGGACGGCCUAGAACUACGACUCCCAGCAAGCCCUGCGGCGGCCCUCAGCGCCAUACCGCUGCCGGAAGUGCGGUUUGUGCUUCCGGCGGCGACACCGGGCUGGGGGUGUGCGCCCUUCUCGGCGUCGGGGCUGCCCGGCGCGCGGAGGCGCGGCGCGGGACAAGUCCUCUGGUGUGUCCCUGCCCACCAUGGCCAAGCCAGCAAGCAAAGAUUCAGGCUUGAAGGAGAAGUUCAAGAUUCUGUUGGGACUGGGAACAUCAAGGCCAAAUCCCAGGUCUGCAGAGGGCAAACAGACAGAGUUUGUCGUCACAGCAGAAAUCCUGAGAGAACUGAGUGUUGAAUGUGGUCUCAACAAUCGGAUCCGGGUGAUCGGGCAGAUUUGUGAAGUCGCAAAAACUAAGAAAUUUGAAGAGCAUGCAGUGGAAGCACUCUGGAAGGCAGUCGCAGACUUGCUGCAGCCGGAACGGCCACCAGAGGCCCGGCAUGCAGUGCUGGCUCUUCUGAAGGCCAUCGUGCAGGGGCAGGGUGACCGUUUGGGGGUCCUUCGAGCCCUCUUUUUUAAGGUCAUCAAGGAUUACCCUUCCAAUGAAGACCUCCAUGAAAGGCUGGAAGUUUUUAAGGCCCUCACGGACAAUGGGAAACACAUCACCUACUUGGAGGAAGAACUGGCUGAGUUUGUCCUGCAGUGGAUGGAUGUCGGCUUGUCCUCGGAAUUCCUUCUGGUGUUGGUGAACUUGGUCAAAUUCAACAGUUGUUACCUUGAUGAAUACAUCGCAUCAAUGGUUCACAUGAUCUGUCUGCUGUGCAUCCGAACUGUGUCCUCUGUGGACAUAGAGGUCUCUCUGCAGGUGCUGGAUGCUGUGGUGUGCUACAACUGCCUGCCGGCUGAGAGCCUGCCUCUGUUCAUCAUCACCCUGUGCCGCACCAUCAAUGUCAAAGAGCUCUGUGAGCCUUGCUGGAAGCUGAUGCGUAACCUGCUGGGCACCCACCUGGGCCACAGUGCCAUCUGCAACAUGUGCCGUGUCAUGGAGGAUAGAACGUACAUGGAAGAUGCGCCGUUGCUGAGAGGUGCUGUGUUCUUUGUGGGUAUGGCUCUGUGGGGAGCCCACCGACUGUACUCUCUGAAGAACUCACCAACUUCUGUGCUGCCAUCAUUUUAUCAGGCCAUGACCUCUCCAAAUGAGGUAGUGUCCUAUGAAAUUGUCCUAUCUAUAACCAGACUCAUUAAGAAGUACAGGAAGGAGCUCCAGGCCGUGACGUGGGACAUUCUGUUGAACAUCAUGGAACGGCUGCUCCAGCAGCUUCAGUGCCUGGACAGCCCAGAACUCAAGACGAUUGUCCACGACCUGCUGACCACAGUGGAGGAGCUAUGUGAUCAGAAUGAGUUCCACGGCUCUCAGGAGAGAUACUUCGAGCUGGUGGAGAGAUAUGCAGAUCAGAGACCUGAGUCCUCCCUUUUAAACUUAAUAUCCUACAGAGCUCAGUCAAUUCAUCCGGCAAAGGAUGGCUGGAUUCAGAACCUGCAGGUGUUGAUGGAGAGAUUCUUCAGGAGUGAGUCUCGUGGUGCUGUGCGCAUCAAGGCACUGGAUGUGCUGUCCUUUGUGCUGCUCAUCAAUAGGCAGUUCUAUGAGGAGGAGCUGAUUAACUCAGUGGUCAUCUCGCAGCUGUCCCAUAUCCCCGAGGAUAAAGACCACCAGGUCCGAAAGCUGGCCACCCAGCUGUUGGUAGACCUAGCAGAAGGCUGCCACACCCACCACUUCAACAGUCUGCUGGACAUCAUCGAGAAAGUGAUGGCCCACUCUCUCUCACCACCCCCUGAGCUAGAAGAAAGGGAUGUGGCUGCACACUCAGCUUCCUUGGAGGAUGUGAAGACUGCCGUCCUGGGGCUCCUGGUCAUCCUUCAGACCAAGCUGUAUACCCUGCCUGCCAGUCAUGCCAUGCGUGUGUAUGAGACUCUCGUCAGCCACCUCCAGCUCCACUACAAGCACAGCUACACUCUGCCCAUUGCUAGCAGCAUCCGACUUCAGGCCUUUGACUUCUUGCUGCAGCUGCGGGCUGACUCUCUGCACCGCCUUGGCCUGCCCAGCAAAGAUGGGGGCGUGAGAUUCAGUCCCUACUGCCUCUGUGACUGCAUGGAGCCUGAGAGAGGCCCUGAGAAGAAGGCCAGUGGUCCCCUUUCGCCUCCCACAGGGCCACCUGGCCCAGGGUCUACAGGCCCUGCUGUGCGGCUGGGCUACCUGCCCUACUCUCUGCUCUUCCGAGUCCUGUUGCAGUGUUUGAAACAGGAGACUGACUGGAAGGUGCUGAAGUUGGUCCUCAGCAAGCUGCCUGAGUCGCUGCGCUACAAGGUCCUCAUCUUCACCUCUCCCUGCAGCGUGGACCAACUGUCUUCUGCCCUUUGCUCCAUGCUUUCAGGCCCAAAGACCCUUGAACGGCUACGAGGCACCCCAGAAGGGUUCUCUAGAACUGACCUGCAUUUGGCUGUGGUUCCAGUGCUGACUGCGUUAAUCUCUUACCAUAACUACUUGGACAAAACCAAACAGCGUGAGAUGGUUUAUUGCCUGGAGCAAGGCCUCAUCUACCGCUGUGCUGGCCAGUGUGUGGUGGCCUUGUCUAUCUGCAGUGUGGAGAUGCCUGACAUCAUCAUCAAAGCACUGCCUGUCCUGGUUGUGAAGCUCACUCACAUCUCGGCCACAGCCAGCAUGGCCAUCCCACUGCUGGAGUUCCUAUCCACACUGGCUAGGCUGCCGCACCUGUACAGGAACUUUGCUGCGGAGCAGUAUGCAAGUGUGUUUGCCAUCUCCCUGCCAUACACCAACCCCUCCAAGUUCAAUCAGUACAUCGUGUGCCUGGCCCACCACGUCAUAGCCAUGUGGUUCAUUAGGUGCCGCCUGCCCUUCCGGAAAGAUUUUGUCAAUUUCAUCACUAAGGGCUUGCGCUCCAAUGUCCUCCUGUCUUUUGAUGACACUCCUGAGAAGGACAGCUUCAGAGCACGGAGCACCAGUCUCAAUGAAAGGCCCAAAAGUUUGAGGAUAGCCAGACCCCCCAAACAAGGCUUGAAUAACUCUCCACCUGUGAAAGAAUCCAAGGAGAGCUGUGCAGCCGAGGCCUUCCGGUGCCGCAGCAUCAGUGUGUCUGACCAUGUGGUGCACAGCAGGAUACAGACAUCCCUCACUAGCGCUAGUCUGGGGUCUGCAGAUGAGAACUCCAUGGCCCAGGCUGAUGACAACUUGAAAAAUCUCCAUCUGGAGCUCACAGAAACGUGUCUGGACAUGAUGGCCCGAUAUGUGUUCUCCAACUUCACAGCAGUUCCCAAGAGGUCUCCCGUGGGAGAGUUCCUUCUGGCAGGCGGCAGGACCAAAACCUGGCUGGUUGGGAAUAAACUUGUCACUGUGACGACAAGUGUGGGAACUGGGACCCGGUCGUUACUAGGCCUGGACUCAGGGGAGCUGCAGGGCAGCCCAGAGUCAAGCUCUGAUCGCAGUGUGCAUGUGAGACAGACAAAGGAGGCGCCAGCCAAGCUGGAGUCCCAGGCUGGGCAGCAGGUGUCCCGUGGGGCCCGGGACCGAGUCCGUUCCAUGUCAGGGGGCCACGGUCUUCGAGUUGGUGCCCUGGAUGUGCCAUCUGCCCACUUCCCAGGUGGCCCUGCUUCUCCAGGACCACAGACAGCCCCAGCCAUGAAGCCUGAGAAGGCAUCAGCAGCAGCCCAGAUCCCAGUGCAGGAGAAGGCAACCCUGGCGGCGUGUGUGCCCCUGCUGACUCAGGGCUGGGCAGAGAUCCUGGUCCGGAGGCCUACAGGGAACACAAGCUGGCUGAUGAGCCUGGAGAACCCACUCAGCCCCUUCUCCUCGGACAUCAACAACAUGCCCCUGCAGGAGCUGUCCAACGCCCUCAUGGCUGCUGAGCGCUUCAAGGAACACCGGGACACGGCACUGUACAAGUCACUGUCAGUGCCGGCAGCUAGCACAGCCAAGCCUCCCCCUCUCCCUCGCUCUAACACAGCUGAUGUGGCCGCUCGCGUGGUCUCCCUUGCAGUGGCCUCUUUCUCCUCCCUGUACCAGUCCAGUUGCCAAGGGAAGCUGCACAGGAGCAUUUCCUGGGCAGACUCUGCUGUGGUUAUGGAAGAGGGAAGUCCUGGAGAGGCUCACAUGCCAGGGGAACCCUCUGAGUUGGAGGACUUGGAGGCAGCUCUGGGUACAGACAGACACUGCGGGCAUGCUGGCGCAUAUAGCAGGUCGUCUUCAAACUCCAGCCAGGAGGAGAAAUCAUUCCACGCAGAAGAGCUGGCUGUUGGGGGGAUUCCCAUCGAGCGAGCAGUCUCCUCUGGGAGUGGCCGGCCCUCCGUGGACCUCCCCUUCCAGCCUUCCCAGCCCCUGAGCAAGUCCAGCUCCUCACCAGAGCUGCAGACCCUGCAGGAUGUCCUUGGGGAUGCUGGGGACAAGUCUGAUGUCAGCCGGCUGAGCCCUGAGGCCAAGGCCCGGUCACAGUCAGGGACACUGGACAGGGAUGGUGCUACUUGGUCGAUCCCAGGUGAAGAGACCCGAUGCCUGGGUCCAGCCCAGCCCGAGGGUACCCUGCCUUCCAGCGUCCCUCGCUCGCCUAGUGGCCUCCGGCCACGGGGUUACACCAUCUCUGACUCAGCCCCAUCACGCCGGGGCAAGAAGGUAGAGAGGGACACCUUCACCAACAGAGCAGCAGCCUCCAAUGCUGAGAAAGUGCCAGGCAUCAACCCCAGCUUCGUGUUCCUGCAGCUGUACCACUCUCCUUUCUUUGGUGAUGAGUCCAACAAGCCCAUUCUGUUGCCCAGCGAGUCCUUCGAGCGGUCAGUGCAGCUCCUGGACCAGAUCCCGUCCUAUGACACACACAAACUUGCGGUCCUGUAUGUGGGAGAGGGCCAGAGCAACAGUGAGCUCGCCAUCCUGUCCAAUGAGCACGGCUCCUACAGAUACACGGAGUUCCUGACAGGCCUGGGCAAGCUCAUAGAGCUCAAGGACUGCCAGCCAGACAAGGUCUACUUAGGCGGCCUGGAUGUGUGUGGCGAGGAUGGCCAAUUCACCUAUUGCUGGCACGAUGACAUCAUGCAGGCUGUGUUCCACAUCGCCACACUGAUGCCCACCAAGGAUGUGGACAAACAGCGCUGUGACAAGAAGCGCCACCUGGGCAAUGACUUUGUUUCCAUUGUCUACAAUGACUCCGGAGAGGACUUCAAGCUGGGUACCAUCAAAGGCCAGUUCAACUUUGUCCACGUGAUCAUCACCCCACUGGACUACAAGUGUAACCUGGUGUCACUGCAGUGCAGGAAAGAUAUGGAGGGCCUUGUGGACACUAGCGUGGCCAAGAUCGUGUCAGAUCGUAACCUGCCCUUCAUGGCCCGCCAGAUGGCCCUGCAUGCAAAUAUGGCCUCGCAAGUGCAUCACAGCCGCUCCAACCCCACUGACAUCUACCCCUCCAAGUGGAUCGCCCGGCUACGCCACAUCAAGCGGCUCCGACAACGGAUCCGCGAGGAAGCCCACUACUCAAAUCCCAGCCUGCCCCUGACGCAUCCCCCAGCCCAUGCCAAAGCCCCAGCACAGGCCCCCGUGGAGACCACACCCACCUAUGAGACAGGCCAGCGGAAGCGCCUCAUCUCCAAUGUGGAGGAUUUCACAGAGUUUGUGUGAAGCUUGGAGCAUGGCUGUUCCCCAAGCUGUGGCUGUCCCCGAUGCUGAAAUAAACCAGUGCCAUGGUGCAUGAACACAGACUCA
This is a messenger RNA of Nycticebus coucang (slow loris), 5755 nucleotides long. It is a transcript of the gene TSC2, whose product is annotated as TSC complex subunit 2. Gene Ontology annotation, molecular function: GTPase activator activity. Gene Ontology annotation, biological process: negative regulation of Wnt signaling pathway; negative regulation of phosphatidylinositol 3-kinase/protein kinase B signal transduction; negative regulation of TOR signaling. Gene Ontology annotation, cellular component: nucleus; TSC1-TSC2 complex; cytoplasm. The transcript has 42 exons. Lineage: Eukaryota; Metazoa; Chordata; Mammalia; Primates; Lorisidae. Bases 200 to 5671 code for a protein of 1823 amino acids. The record is from RefSeq and is a predicted model, not a curated record.